UCUCAAUUCGCCCCGUCCACGUAAUCCACCUGGUCCGGCUAGUUUGCUUCAAUUUUCUCUCUCCCUCUUUCACGAUCCAAUUGCGUACCCAACUUCCCUGCGACCUUCUCGAUCUCUAUUUUCUCUGAAUUCCGUUGCUUCGAUUCAAUUCUGGAACCAAACUGGAAAAUCAAAUAAAAAAUGACAAGCGCUUCUUCCGAAUCAACGGUGGUGCUUGCUCGGGGCCGUUUGGCCAGGCUUACCGCUCACCUACGACCUUCCUCCACUGAGCAACUUGAUCACGUACCUUCUCUCGACCCUGUUCCUCUCUCUGCUCAAACUUCAAUCUUGCCACCCGGCAACCUCAAGGGGUCUUUGACGAUCGUCGACGAGAGGACUGGGAAAAAGUACCAGGUUGAGGUCUCCGAAGAGGGGACAAUCAAAGCUGCUGACUUCAAGAAGAUAUCGACCGGUAAGAAUGACAAGGGACUCAAACUUUAUGACCCGGGAUAUUUGAACACAGCUCCUGUCCGAUCAAAAAUUUCCUAUAUUGAUGGCGAUGAGGGAAUCCUUAGAUAUAGAGGCUACCCAAUUGAGGAGUUGGCCGAGAAAAGCACUUAUAUGGAAGUCGCCUAUCUGAUAAUGUAUGGAAAUUUGCCUACUGAAAGUCAGUUAGCCGACUGGGAGUUUGCUAUAUCUCAGCAUUCAGCUGUUCCACAAGGAGUUUUGGAUAUCAUACAAUCAAUGCCACAUGAUGCACAUCCAAUGGGUGUACUUGUUAGUGCCAUAAGUGCUCUUUCAGUUUUUCACCCAGACGCAAAUCCUGCUCUUAAGGGUCUUGAUGUAUACCAGUCGAAACAAGUGAGAGACAAACAAAUAGCUCGAAUCAUUGGAAAGAUAACAACAAUUGCUGCUGCAGCUUAUCUUAGAUUGGCAGGAAGGCCACCAGUGCUUCCAUCCAGCCACCUUUCUUACACAGAGAACUUCCUAUACAUGCUGGAUUCUUUAGGCAAUCGCUCAUAUAAACCCAAUCCUAGGCUAACUCGUGCGCUGGAUAUUAUCUUCAUCUUGCAUGCAGAACAUGAAAUGAACUGCUCUACAUCUGCUGUCCGGCACCUUUCAUCAAGUGGUGUGGAUGUAUUCACUGCUAUUGCUGGUGCUGUUGGAGCACUAUAUGGGCCUCUUCAUGGCGGAGCCAACGAGGCUGUCCUGAAGAUGCUGAGUGAAAUUGGAACUGUUGAGAAAAUACCAGAAUUCAUUGAGGGUGUCAAAGCCAGGAAACGAAAGAUGAGUGGUUUUGGACAUCGUGUUUACAAGAACUAUGAUCCCAGAGCAAAGGUCCUAAGAAGGCUGGCAGAUGAAGUAUUUUCCAUUGUUGGUCGGGACCCUCUUAUUGAGAUUGCAGUCGCCUUGGAGAAGGUCGCAUUGUCUGAUGAAUUUUUCAUUAAGAGGAGGCUAUAUCCUAACGUGGAUUUUUACUCUGGGCUAAUUUAUAGGGCCAUGGGAUUUCCGCCUGAGUUUUUCACAGUUUUAUUUGCUAUCCCUCGAAUGGUUGGAUACUUGGCACAUUGGCGAGAGUCCCUGGAUGAUCCUGAUACGAAGAUUAUGAGACCUCAACAGGCUUACAUUGGGGAAUGGUUGCGACAUUAUACGCCAAUCAAUGAACGAUCUGUAUCAAGUAAUGCUGACAGGCUUGGUGAGUUGGCCAUAUCAAACGCCUCAAGGAGGCGACUUGCUGGAUCUAGCUUAUAGCCUUGAUCUAGGUUAAUCAGUAAAAUGCCAAGAGGUGAUAUACAACUCGUGAAAGCUUAUAGGUUUCUGCCUUUUUUUUUUUUGGGUUUUUUUUGGGUAGAAAUUCUGACUUUUAUUUCUAUUAACCUAGACAGUGCAUUUUUAGAAUCAGGGGCAUGUCACUGGAUAAAUAAUGAAGCUGGUAUCCGUAGCAUGUAUUUACAGUUCCAGCCCUCAUCUCAGAUUUGUAUCUGUAGUCUGCAAGAAGUUCAUCUACGAAUAAUUUUAUUUCUUAGCCUUGUCUAUAUGAAUGAUAUUAGUUUCAAGAUCA
Molecule: messenger RNA, 2041 nt
Organism: Prosopis cineraria
Lineage: Eukaryota; Viridiplantae; Streptophyta; Magnoliopsida; Fabales; Fabaceae
Product: citrate synthase, glyoxysomal-like
Exons: 13
Coding region: 181-1731 (516 amino acids)
Biological process (GO): tricarboxylic acid cycle; carbohydrate metabolic process
Cellular component (GO): mitochondrial matrix
Source: RefSeq, a predicted model, not a curated record